UGGUCGAUUCCCAGCCGUAGAUCACAUUCAACUGCGACGGUGGCAGCAAUUCUGUCCGUGAUCGUUUAUAGUUUGCCAUUUGCGUGUUUUUCUUUACCCGUGUCACGUGCGUGAAUCCCGAUUGUCUCUUUUUAAGAACUUUAAAACGCUCCUACGUUGUUAUAUUCCUCGAGUGAUUGUUCCCGCAAAAGAAUAAACUAAAAAAAUGGCCGCAAUGUGUGUCGAAUCGUCAUCGUCGACAUCUUCGUCACCCGUCGGUGGUCACAUCAGGAAUGUCAACAUCAUGAGCAACCUCAACAACGAUCACAUCAAAAGGCCUAUGAACGCAUUCAUGGUUUGGUCAAGAGGGCAAAGACGUAAAAUGGCACAAGACAAUCCAAAAAUGCACAACUCGGAGAUUUCCAAGCGACUCGGUGCCGAGUGGAAAAUGCUGACGGAGUUGGAGAAACGGCCUUUCAUCGAUGAAGCCAAACGACUCAGGGCGUUGCACAUGAAAGAACAUCCGGACUACAAAUACCGACCACGUCGCAAACCAAAGAGCGGAAUGGCCAGUAGCAGCAAGACCAAAGAAUCGCCUCGCUAUUCCUUUUCAGUGGACACUGGAUCGCAUCACCGCCACCAUCAAAUGUCUCACCAUUUACCGACGCAUUCUCACCAUCACAUGCAAUCAAAUAAUCCGACUAUUCUGCCCAGUUUUAACCGAUCACUCUUCUCUUCAUCGGACCUUGUUGGCGGACCGAUUCCGGCGGCGCAUUCAAGUGCUCCGUCGUCUUCGGCUUCUUCAUCAGGAUCGACAUCGGCCGCGGUGGUUGACAAAACGGCCAACGAGCGGGCAGAAUUCAACUACUCGCGAAUGCUCUUUGCCUCGCAAUUGCCCAGUCUCCAUUUGGGUUUCGCCACUCUCGGCCAUCCAGCGCUACACGCCGCUACAGCCGUCCAAAUUCCGUGGUACCAUUACAGCAUGGACUCGGGUGUUUUCAAUCCGCUAACUCAUCCAGCCUCGGCUGGUCUUCAACAUCGGUCGGCCAACCACCACCAUCAACAACAACAGCAACAUCACCAUCAUCUGGCCAAUUUCGAUUCGCAGCUGGUCGCCCACCACAAAAUGAUGCGCUCAAUUCACGAAUCCGUUUCCAAGAAAUCUCCGACACCAGACGACAGGGUGUCACCAAUGUCCAAUAACAACAGCAGCCGGCCCGUGUCGGCAGCUUCGAGCUACGAUUCUGAAUGUCCCGUCGCAAGAGCUCCCAGUGCAAUUUCUGGCGCAGUUGGAGUUUCCUCGACACCAAUGAGCCUAUCAGCCACAUCAUCGACAGGAGCUAUGCAGGUCCUACAGCCUCCACCACCGCCGCCAUCGAUGGCCGCUACCAUGGCGGCGGCCGCUGCGGCGGGUUUCUUUCCUUUUCACUACGGAGCGGCAGCGGCCGCCGCUGCAGCCGCAGCCGCUUCGUCUUACCCUCACCAUCCGGCCACGACUACAACAAGUCCCAUUAGCGGUAGCAGUGCAUCGGCCCAUUUGGGAUGCAGUUGCAGCCCACUGUGCAUUACGAUGAAUCACCACCAUCAUCACCAUCACCAGCAGCAACAACUACACGUCGAGCAGCGAGACGCCGGAUUGAUCAGCACAACUUCACCACUUCCGGCAGCCCGUCAACAUCGAUGUUCUUUAUCCACAAUUUUGUAAAACCCCCCGCAAAAGAAAAAAAAAUCCAAAACGAUAUUUGUUUCUCUUCAAUGUUCUGUAGACAAAGUGUUUGUAGCACGCGUAACAUUUUGUGAAUUAUUCACCUAAAUUAAUAAUCGAAUUUGUUUUGUUUGUUUGAUUUGAUUUUAAAUCAACAAAAGUUCGAUUUAAAAAAAAAAAAAAGAAAACAUAAAAGUAGUUGAGUAUUGUAGCUCUCCGGAUUGCCCUGAAAAAAAAAUUGUUUAGCCUGUUCGGCUCGGACUAGUUUGCGCUUUGCGUUUUCUGUUCGCUUUUUUCUCUGUCUUGGGCAAUUUCAUGUUUACGCUGUUUUAACCCCUUCUAUAAAUUUUAAACCUGUCUAUAAAAAGGAAGAAAAAAAAGGAAAAAUUCUCACAGAAUUCCAGCAAAAGAAGAAAAGAAGACGACAAAUAAUAAAAAAAAAAAAAAGAAGAAAAGAAAACAGGGGAGAAAGAGACGACUUUGUGUCUUGUGUGACUGUUUAAGUGUAUGCAUUCCUAUGCUGUUGGUGCCCAUUGUGUCUGUUUCGGGGCAAUUGGUGAUUUGGUUUGUUAAGUGUUUGAGGGACGAAAAGAGGAGAAUAAAGAAUAAUACAACAACAA
Daphnia pulex (common water flea) is the source of this 2304-nucleotide messenger RNA. RefSeq names its product transcription factor Sox-1-like. The transcript is spliced from 3 exons. Gene Ontology annotation, biological process: cell differentiation; regulation of DNA-templated transcription; anatomical structure morphogenesis. The coding region runs from base 206 to 1684 and encodes 492 amino acids. Gene Ontology annotation, molecular function: DNA-binding transcription factor activity, RNA polymerase II-specific; RNA polymerase II cis-regulatory region sequence-specific DNA binding. Lineage: Eukaryota; Metazoa; Arthropoda; Branchiopoda; Diplostraca; Daphniidae. The record is from RefSeq and is a predicted model, not a curated record.